Molecule: messenger RNA, 1731 nt
Organism: Diprion similis
Lineage: Eukaryota; Metazoa; Arthropoda; Insecta; Hymenoptera; Diprionidae
Gene: GABPI
Product: palmitoyltransferase ZDHHC23-B
Exons: 4
Coding region: 182-1090 (302 amino acids)
Biological process (GO): protein targeting to membrane; peptidyl-L-cysteine S-palmitoylation
Cellular component (GO): Golgi apparatus; endoplasmic reticulum
Molecular function (GO): protein-cysteine S-palmitoyltransferase activity
Source: RefSeq, a predicted model, not a curated record
CCCGAGCACAAGUGACAGGAGCUAAACUAAAAGCUGUUUAGUACCUACUUGUUAGCAGUUCGGCCCUCGGUUGUCGCGAGGAUUUAUACCGAGUUUUCGCCGCGUGCUGCCAUCUGGUCACCAAGCCGAAAUCACCAGAGCCGAAUUGGCGAUCCCCAGACAUCGGAUAAUCGGCGCCACGAUGAAUAUCCUGGAGAGGUUGAGGGCGCCUUGUGGAUGGCGAGGAGGCGCCAAGCAGCUCUCCGUCGACGCUGUUAUCCCCCUGAUCGCGGUGCCCGUCCUGUCCUUUGCCGCUGCCCAGACGCUGCUCUGCACGAUAAUAACGUUCGUAACAACGCCGAUACUGGUCUACUACCUGCACCAUAAUUUUCUCCGUUUUUUACUGAGAACAAAGUUCUUUCUCAUGUGGAAUAUAACCAGCGUUGUACUGCUGAUGCUGGUUUUCGAAAUAACCGUUGUACCGUUGCUAGAAAUUCUCCCAGAGGAGAACUGGGUCUUUGUCAUUAGUGUCGUCGGCGGCAUUGGCUGCGCCUACCAAACCAGAGUCAAGGCUGACUCCGGUAACCAGGAUGCGGCCUCGUCUCAUCUUAUCGAACUCGGCGACACCGGAGGCGAGCUUUGCUCGACUUGCAGGAGACGAGCUCCUCCCCUUGCUCAUCACUGUCGCAUGUGCCAAACUUGCGUAAUUAGGAGGGAAUAUCACUGUAAAUGGCUGGACUGUUGUGUGGGGGGCAGUAACCUCAGAUGGUACAUGGGCUGCCUAUUAUUCUCAGCCAUAGCUUUUAUCUAUGGUUCUAAUCUCACCAUGACCAGCGUCUGCCAUCCUUUCAUUUUCAUUGGUACCAUUCUCCUGCCCGAUGAUUGCAGCGAUGUUUAUCACCAGCUGGACAUUGCUCUCUGUUUCGUAUCGGCGAUCUACAGUCUUUUUGCUGGGUUGGCAGUAUUGAGGUGUUUUUUGUAUCACUUAUGGUUGAUUUGGAUUGGUACAACAGCGAAUGAAAGACGUCUUGCUCUGGCGGGCGGUGGUGCUUCUUAUGGUCAAGAUAUGUUGAAAAAUUUUGGUCAUAUAUUUUGUUGUAAAGCUUGCUGAGUUUUAUUGAUUGAUAUACGAAGGGACUGGCCUAUUUCGUUUGAUAUAACAUCUUGACGAUAUUAUUGUCUAACAAGAUUAUAUUAAUCAAGAAACGGAGGAAUUUGUAAAUAUGUAAGUUUGCAUUCUAUUCAAUUUGUUAAAAGUGUACUCAUCGUAAUUAUGUAAGUAUUGCUUCGAAAUUUAAAACAUUGAUAUUACGAUUAAGACGAUGAUAUUAUUGCAGAUCUCAUAUAAUUUUGAUAUUGAUAGAAAAAAACGGAAAAUAAGAAAAAUAUGAAACGAACGAAAAUAAAAGCUGACCUAAUCGCCGAUCUUGUUUAUGGUAGAUAUCGAUAAUUACUUUCUAAUUGUAGGAACAUAAUAAUUUAUUCAUUCAUUUUAUAAUUCGAUAAUGAACUAAAACGGAAUCUCAUGUAACUUGAAUUGUGAAAACAGUACACCGCACGAUGUAUUAACUGGAUAUUGCAUUACACCUUAAUUAUACUUCUCUCAGAAAAGAAGUUUCUAUUCAGAUCUGAAUAACGAUACAUACAUAUAUAUAUACAUAUACAUACAUUAUACUUGUAUCGUGUAUAUAAAUUUAAUGUAACUGUGAUAAAACGGCCAUUUAAACAACUAAUAAAUAUUGUACAAACAAA